AUGCAGCGGGCGGCGGCGCUGGUCCGGCGGGGCUGCUGCCCCCGGACCCUCGGCCCCUGGGGCCGUAGUCAGAGCAGCGCGGCCGCCGAGGCCUCGGCGGUGCUCAAAGUGCGGCCCGAGCGGAGCCGGCGCGAGCGCAUCCUUACGCUCGAGUCCAUGAACCCGCAGGUGAAGGCGGUGGAGUACGCGGUGCGGGGACCUAUCGUGCUCAAGGCCGGUGAGAUCGAGCUCGAGCUGCAGCGGGGUAUCAAAAAACCAUUCACUGAGGUCAUCCGUGCCAACAUCGGGGAUGCCCAAGCCAUGGGCCAGCAGCCAAUCACCUUCCUCCGACAGGUGAUGGCAUUGUGCACCUACCCGAACCUGUUGGACAGCCCCAGCUUCCCAGAAGAUGCAAAGAAACGAGCCCGGCGGAUCCUACAGGCUUGCGGCGGGAACAGCCUGGGGUCUUACAGUGCUAGCCAGGGCGUCAACUGUAUCCGUGAAGAUGUAGCUGCCUACAUCACCAGGAGAGAUGGCGGUGUACCUGCAGACCCGGAUAACAUUUACCUGACCACUGGAGCUAGUGACGGCAUUUCUACAAUCCUGAAGAUCCUGGUCUCCGGGGGUGGCAAGUCACGGACAGGCGUGAUGAUCCCCAUCCCACAGUACCCCCUCUACUCAGCGGUCAUCUCCGAACUCGAUGCCAUCCAGGUGAACUAUUACCUGGAUGAGGACAACUGCUGGGCUCUGAAUGUGAACGAGCUCCGGCGGGCCCUGCAGCAGGCCAAAGAGCACUGUAACCCCAAGGUGCUGUGCAUCAUCAACCCCGGGAACCCCACAGGUCAGGUGCAGAGCAGAAAGUGCAUAGAAGAUGUGAUUCACUUUGCCUGGGAGGAGAAGCUCUUUCUCCUGGCCGAUGAGGUAUACCAGGACAACGUGUACUCCCCGGACUGCAAAUUCCACUCCUUUAAGAAGGUGCUUUAUGAGAUGGGGCCUGAGUACUCCAGCAACGUGGAGCUCGCUUCCUUCCAUUCCACCUCCAAGGGCUACAUGGGCGAGUGUGGCUACAGAGGAGGCUACAUGGAGGUGAUCAACCUGCACCCUGAAAUCAAGGGCCAGCUGGUGAAGCUGCUCUCGGUGCGUCUGUGCCCGCCAGUGUCUGGGCAGGCUGCCAUGGACAUCGUUGUGAACCCCCCGGUGCCAGGAGAGGAAUCCUUCGAGCAGUUCAGCAGGGAGAAAGAGUCCGUCUUGGGUAAUUUGGCCAAAAAAGCUAAACUGACAGAAGACAUGUUUAACCAAGUCCCAGGAAUUCACUGCAACCCUUUGAUGGGGGCCAUGUACGCCUUUCCUCGAAUCUUCAUCCCUGCGAAAGCCAUGGAGGCAGCUCAGGCCCAUAAGAUGGCCCCCGACAUGUUCUACUGCAUGAAGCUCCUGGAGGAGACGGGCAUCUGUGUCGUACCUGGCAGCGGCUUCGGGCAGAGGGAAGGCACCUACCACUUCAGAAUGACCAUUCUUCCUCCGGUGGAGAAACUAAAGACGGUUCUACAGAAGGUGAAGGACUUUCACAUAAAGUUCCUGGAGAAGUACGCAUGA
Rangifer tarandus platyrhynchus (Svalbard reindeer) is the source of this 1572-nucleotide messenger RNA. NCBI's taxonomy places the organism in Eukaryota, Metazoa, Chordata, Mammalia, Artiodactyla, Cervidae. The record is from the annotation of a GenBank genome assembly.